Messenger RNA from Pristis pectinata (smalltooth sawfish), 1890 nucleotides. It is a transcript of the gene rhocb, whose product is annotated as ras homolog family member Cb. Gene Ontology annotation, biological process: small GTPase-mediated signal transduction. Gene Ontology annotation, cellular component: neuron projection. Lineage: Eukaryota; Metazoa; Chordata; Chondrichthyes; Rhinopristiformes; Pristidae. The transcript has 5 exons. The coding region runs from base 168 to 746 and encodes 192 amino acids. The record is from RefSeq and is a predicted model, not a curated record. Gene Ontology annotation, molecular function: GTPase activity; GTP binding.
GUGGGGAAAGUCACGUGAGGUAAUGUCACGUGGGGGAGGGGUGUGGGCAAUUGCUCAUUAACCGCCCCCCCUCCCUGUCUUCCCCCUCCUUCUCUUUACCGAGCGGAGCUGAGGUGGAGGCCGCGCGUUCACCGGGUCCGGCAUUGAGUUGAGCGCUCGGAACAGAGAUGGCUGCAAUUCGGAAAAAGUUGGUGAUUGUUGGAGAUGGUGCUUGUGGCAAGACAUGUCUUCUGAUUGUCUUCAGUAAAGAUCAAUUUCCUGAGGUGUAUGUACCAACUGUUUUUGAAAACUACAUUGCAGACAUUGAAGUGGAUGGCAAACAGGUUGAACUUGCACUCUGGGAUACAGCUGGGCAAGAAGAUUAUGAUAGACUUCGACCUCUCUCCUAUCCAGACACUGAUGUUAUUUUAAUGUGUUUCUCAAUUGAUAGUCCAGACAGCUUGGAAAAUAUUCCUGAGAAGUGGACACCUGAAGUGAAGCACUUUUGUCCCAGUGUGCCUAUAAUUCUAGUUGGAAAUAAGAAGGACUUGAGAAAUGAUGAAAACACACGGAAAGAACUUGCCAAGAUGAAACAGGAACCUGUAAAGCCGGAGGAAGGGAGGGAUAUGACCAACAAGAUCAGUGCUUUUGGUUAUAUGGAGUGCUCUGCCAAAACAAAGGAAGGAGUUCGGGAAGUCUUUGAGAUGGCCACACGGGCUGCAUUACAAGUCAAACAUAAGAAGAGACGCAAGUGUGUGUUGUUGUAGGGAUCUAAAGCAUACUAUCGCAUGUACUGUAUUGGACGUAAUAACAUUUAUCAAACUCUUUACACAGUAUAUGGAGACUUGCUCUUCCCCUGGUUUCCGAAUGGCUACUUUUCAAACACUUUAGUCUGAGCCUUUGACUUGCUGUGUAAUGCUUAGUAUCUGAAAUAGGGCAAUGGGAGGAGUUUAGUGUUGACUUGACCAUGAACACCAGCACCUCAUGACAGUGUGGGUUUAUGUACUGUAAGAUCGGGGGUUGGGGGAAACGGUGGGAUUUGGUACCAUUUGGGUAUCUACAUUGUUAUAAAUUCAUUAUAAAAAGUAACCGUAGUGUCAAACAACUUUUCUGCAUAGUUCCAUUAACUUGAACAUUUGAUACAAAGCAUGAAUUAGUUUGUGUAAACAUUUUAUUCUGUAUCCUUAAUCACUAUUUGCUGAAAUAGUUUCAAAAAAAACUUCUCUACACUUUACAUUUUUCUCUCCAUUCUAAGUAUCGCAAGCCAAUCUCGCAGUAGUGCAAUGGGCUCCUGUGAAUGGUAGUGUAAUGGCUUUUGUAUAAUUGCAUUCCAUUAAGCAUCUUGAUUCUCUUGUAGAUUUAUUGUAUUGAGAUUCAUUUGUAUCGAAGCGAUUUAUAUAAAAUGCUAACUGUCAACACCUGAUCGUAAGCACCUAUUCUAAGGGUUUACAGUUGUAACCAUGUUCUGAGUUCUGUGGUAACUGAGCUAUAUUUCCUGCACAGUUACAAUUGCUCAGAGGCUCUGCUCCCUUUGUACAAUAGACUUGUAAUUGCCUUGUUAAUCAAUUGCUAGACAAGUUGCUGAAGCAGUUUACCCAAAGAAUGUUCCUAGACAUUUCCUCUGGUUAUCUGCAGCCUGCACAGCUAGCAUGUCUUUCUCUUGUAUGCAAUAACCAAUGAUGUGGCUUCAAUGCAAAAUCAUUUUGCUUCCAUCCUGGGUUACAACAUUCAGACAGUUGGCACUUACCAAAUGUUUUAAAAAAAACCUAGAAAUAAAUUCAAUGGAACACUUUAAACUGUGCCUGUAAUUGAAAUUGCAGUAAAAGUUUUUCAUUUUGUUCAAGAUUUUCAUGUGAAAGUACUUGGAAUUUGAAACAAAGUUAAACAGUAAACCUAACAGAUGUAGCAUGA